UAUUAUACAUAUUAUACUAUAAUAGUAGUGACAGUGUGUAAGGCAUUGGCAUAACAUUGCACUGAAUGUUGUAUUCAAUUGUAUGUCAAAUGAGUGUCUAAUAAGCAGUCAAUGAUUGAAGCGAUGAUUCAAUGAAUUAAAUGUCGGCUAAUAUUGUGAUUAUUAUUAUUAUUAACACUAUUAGUGGAAAUCAGUUAACAAUAGACUCGUUAAGUGACAAAAACACUUAAAUUGCAACCAAUUUAGUGAACAGUUAUAUAAUAUUUUAUCACAAUUUUAAUUAUAAUUUAAUAACCAAUUUUUGAGCCGAAAAGCACUUAUUUUUUACAACUAAACAACUAUUAAGUGUUUUGUGCGACAAAAUUAAGUCAUAAAUAAUUGUGUUUUUUAUAAAUACUUUAAAACUGAUUGAAAGCAUUUGUCAAAAAAAAAAAUAAUUUAUUUUUUAAUUGAAAUUUUAUAAAACAUUUUUUUCUGACACAAUGGUCUCCAAAGACGAUGAAUACGAUUAUCUUUUCAAAGUUGUCCUCAUCGGCGACUCGGGUGUCGGCAAAAGUAAUCUGUUGUCUCGUUUCACACGAAAUGAGUUUAAUUUAGAGUCAAAGUCGACAAUCGGUGUGGAGUUUGCCACCCGAAGCAUACAAGUGGACGGCAAGACUAUAAAGGCUCAGAUAUGGGAUACGGCUGGUCAGGAACGUUAUCGGGCCAUUACGUCGGCCUACUAUAGGGGAGCAGUCGGUGCACUGUUGGUCUACGAUAUCGCCAAACACUUGACGUACGAGAAUGUUGAGCGUUGGCUGAAGGAGUUGAGAGAUCACGCGGACCAGAAUAUAGUGAUUAUGUUAGUCGGGAAUAAAUCUGAUUUAAGACAUUUAAGAGCUGUGCCUACUGAUGAAGCCCGUGCUUUUGCCGAGAAGAAUAGUCUGUCAUUUAUCGAGACAUCAGCUCUGGACUCAACCAAUGUUGAGGCAGCGUUUCAACAGAUAUUGACUGAAAUUUAUCGGAUUGUCUCACAGAAACAGAUCACUAAUGUUGGCGGUGAUGAUCCGUCGCCAUCAGCCGAGAACAUUAGGCCCAUAAGCAUUCCGCCGACCGAUAAUUCGGACAGAAAUAAGAAGCCGUGUUGUCAGACAUAAACACGACUUUAGACAUACAUUUAGAUAAUAUUAUUAAUAUUAAUACACUGUUAACAAAAAACAUCAUUGAAUUGUUUUAAUAUUGAAAAUUUUGAUUAAUAAUAAUAUAGAGAGAAAUAACCGAUUGUUUUAGGCAUUCAAUUAUAUAUCAAUUUAUAACAUUUUGCUGUCAAUUUUGAUUAUAUUGUAUAAUAUAUGAUAUUUUUGUGAUUAUUUUAUCGGCGUUCACUAAACAAACAUAAGCUAUGGUUUUGUAGUUAAAACAAUAGCUUAUUGAUUCAUAAGCCAAUGGAUCCUUCC
Messenger RNA from Oppia nitens, 1436 nucleotides. It is a transcript of the gene Rab11, whose product is annotated as ras-related protein Rab-11B-like. The record is from RefSeq and is a predicted model, not a curated record. The coding region runs from base 483 to 1136 and encodes 217 amino acids. Gene Ontology annotation, biological process: exocytosis. Gene Ontology annotation, cellular component: recycling endosome. The transcript is spliced from 3 exons. Gene Ontology annotation, molecular function: GTPase activity; GTP binding. Lineage: Eukaryota; Metazoa; Arthropoda; Arachnida; Sarcoptiformes; Oppiidae.